CACUCGCGCCCCUACAUGGCGUCGCUGGAGCUGUUCCCCAGCAACCACUUCUGCGGGGGGACCUUGAUCCACCCGCGCUUCGUGCUGACCGCAGCCCACUGCCUGAACAACGUCGAGGCGCACAGCCUGCAGACCUCCGAGCCCACCGAGCAGAGGUUCAGCAUCAGCCGCCUGUUUGAGAACAACUACGACCCACAGGAGAAGCCGAAUGACGUCCUCCUCCUGCAGCUGGACCGCCCGGCCACCCUCAACCCCCAGGUUGCGGUGGCCCAGCUCCCCCAGCAGAAUCAGCUGCUGCCCCACGGCACCCAGUGCCUGGCCGUGGGCUGGGGCCGCCUGGGCACUGAGCCGCUGCCCCAGGUCCUGUAGGAGCUCAACGUCACCGUGGUCACUUUCCUGUGCCGGCCACAGAACGUGUGCACCUUUGUGCCCCGACGCAGCGCUGGCAUCUGUUUUGGAGACUCGGGCGGCCCCUUGAUCUGCGACGGUGUCAUCCAGGGCAUGGACUCCUUUGUGAUCCAGGGACGCGCCACCCGCCAGUACCCGGACUUCUUUGCUCGCGUCUCCCUCUACGUAGACUGGAUCUGCUCAGUGCUGAGCAACGCGGGGGGCGAGGACGGCCCCUGA
Messenger RNA from Globicephala melas (long-finned pilot whale), 627 nucleotides. Its product is annotated as myeloblastin. Gene Ontology annotation, molecular function: serine-type endopeptidase activity. The record is from RefSeq and is a predicted model, not a curated record. NCBI's taxonomy places the organism in Eukaryota, Metazoa, Chordata, Mammalia, Artiodactyla, Delphinidae. Gene Ontology annotation, biological process: proteolysis.